AAACGUUAAGUUUGUGUAUGUUUUUAGUGUUGGCUUUAAAUUACAAAUGCAUUUGAAUUGAGAUUUAAAAUUGAUUUCAAAAUCUGGAAGUGAUGUCUGAGUGGGAGUCCAAUGACUGCCACACAUGUAGUGAUAACAAGACAAUUAGUGGCGAAGACUUUGAUCCGACGGACCACUCAUUCCUCUGCCAUCCGGAGCUCAUGAGUAAACAGGAGUUAAAGGAUUUGUUACGAAAUCGUCGCGUAUGUCUCCCACAAGAGCUCACAACCAAUGGCUAUGAAUAUUGCAAUUUAAUUGAUUUAUAUAAACGAGUAUUACUUCCGUUACCGCAGAGGAAGUACGGCGACAGUCGGCACGACAUCCAACUGAAGGCCAAACAAUUGGAUUGUAAUAUGAAUUCCGCACUCAAGAGGAAGAGUGAAGAACUGCACGCAAACCAAGACUCGAAGAAAGCGAAAACAAUUACCAUUAAUAAUAAUAAUUCAAAUUAUGAGAUAAAUAGCAAACGAAUGGCAACACAAGUAUCGCAACAAACCUAUGAUAAUAAGCGACAGAGAGUUAAUUGGCCUUAA
Messenger RNA from Medioppia subpectinata, 572 nucleotides. NCBI's taxonomy places the organism in Eukaryota, Metazoa, Arthropoda, Arachnida, Sarcoptiformes, Oppiidae. The record is from the annotation of a GenBank genome assembly.